Molecule: messenger RNA, 3046 nt
Organism: Lingula anatina
Lineage: Eukaryota; Metazoa; Brachiopoda; Lingulata; Lingulida; Lingulidae
Product: zinc finger protein 62-like
Source: RefSeq, a predicted model, not a curated record
CUUUCAGAGAAAAUAACUGAACGAACGUUGCAAGCUGGUUAAGGGGGUUCGUGUUUCGUGUGUGUUAGUUUGUUUUUGUCUUUUUUUAACGCAAGAAAGAGCGUUUCCCGUUAUAAAUACCGAAGAUGGUGGUUUUCCUCUCUGUAUGUGCAGUUAUUGCUCCCGAGGUUCUCCGGGUGUUUCCAAGUGCUCAAAAAGUUUCGGCAAAGAUAAAAAGGAGUGGAUUAAAUUGUACAUGGCAGGUUGUAAAAGGGGUUACGACGUGUUGGGUGCAUGGCGAAUGGAAAGCUGUCCAAACUCUUCACAGAGACUUGACAAAAGAGGUUAAUAUGCUUACCAAAAGACAAAAGAAAAAUGAAGAUAAGAAACGUCAUAUUUCCCAUAAAAAGAGUGCUGGAAAUAUCGAUGAUCAAAACUCCGACGGCGUUGUCAAGAUGCAAGAGUCCCCCCGCCCACAGUCUUCGACAUGUGAUCAAAACAAUGUGCAGAAGAGUGAGAGUCCAGACGAAAUUCAGGAAACAUUAAUUAAACAGAGCUGUAAAUUUUUCAUUGAAAGAAUCGAUCCGGCAGAGCACAGUAACCAAAGCCAAAUUCAACAUUCGACAGUGGCGUUUGAAGUUACCAAAGCCACAGGUGCUUCUACAGAUAAACCAGAAAUCAACCUGGACUCCAGUGCUGAUAAUGACAGUAACAACAUAGUCAAUAACAUAAACUCUCUGUCUGUGAUCUUGCAUGUUGAAAAUCUAGACAAGUACAGACAAAGAUGUGACUUUUGCCCAGAACUUUUUGCCCAGCGUUUUGACUACAUAAGACAUGUCAUCACAGCACAUCCGGUGACCCCGGGGGAUAAUGUGACAUGUCCAGUCUGCUUGGCCACUUUCAGGAGUAGAUUCAAACUGCGGAACCAUGUAGAAAAUACACACUGGAGGAUGAAAAUUCAAUGUGUAAAAUGUGGCAAAUGCAUGAAGACACUCAGAUCUCAUAGGAGACACCAGUGUAUUACUGCUUCUGAAUACAUCAGGGUGAAAGGAUUAGAUAAAGACUGUGUUGAUGCCACUCUGUUACCUUGGGAAAAUUUCACUCCCCACUGCACAGAAAAAAAUGAUGAAAUCAGUUGUAACCAUUGCAAAUUUACUGCUAAAGAUCAGAAGCAGUUUCAGCGCCACAUGAGUCGGAAACAUGUUGAGAGGCAAGUCCAAUGCCCCAAGUGUACAUUCAGAUUUGGAGACCAAAAAGAUAUGAAAACACAUAUCAAGUUUACCCACAACAGCAGUAAAUACCAGUGUAACCAAUGUGAAAAGACACUGAGCACUAUGACGAAGCUCAUACGGCAUAAGAUGGACUGUGAUGUUGAAAAAAAUCUUCAAGAAACUAAACUUCCAUUUAGGUGUGACCAGUGUGAUUUUGCCUUUGAUACUCAGGAUAAAUUAGCUCUGCACAAAGGUAACACACAUCUAGGCCAGAGUCAGCUUGGCCCCUUCUCAAAGCUUUCUGUAACUGUGAAAAGGGCAGAAAUACAUGAACAUGGUGCAUUGAAACAAAGUAGAUAUCACUGCAAUUACUGUGAAUAUGCUACUGAGUAUACUGGUAGCUUUAUGGCUCACAUAAAUCGAAAGCAUGUGGUUAAAACUAUCUCCUGUCCAACUUGUGAUGCAAAAUUUGCUCUUCAGAAAGAUCUCAAAGUUCAUCUGAAGAUUCACAACUCCCAGCAAACCACUUUCAGUUGUGAAUUUUGCAAGAAAUCAUACUUGCGUCUUCACGGACUGAAAGAACAUAUGAAGACGCACACAGAAGUGCCAAGGAAUCUUCAGUGUGACGAGUGUGGAAAGAUAUACCCUGGUGUCGCAAGUUUAAAACGCCACCAGAAGGAAUGUCAUAGUAAAGGCCCACGCCCUUAUGUAUGCAACUCCUGCGGAAAGUCGUUUGCCAUCAAGUCUCGUUUUGAUGAUCAUGUGACCACCCACAGUGAGGCUCCGCUGUUCGAGUGCCCCCAGUGCGGAAAGUGUUUUUACAGAAAGUCCAUCAUGAAAGAGCACAUGCACAUUCAUAACACAGAAGUCAGAUACACUUGUGCUAUUUGCGGAAAGGGGUUUGUCACCCGUGGGGCUCACUAUCAGCAUUUUAGAAGGCAUCCAGAAGUUUCAAAUGAGAGCAGUGCACUUGCCUGACUUGCUGAGUGAAAUUGAUAAAACUAUUCCUUAGAAUCCUUUUUAUUUUGGAACUAGGAUUGAGCUUGCUUACAUAUUAACUUCAAAUUUAUUGUUUGAUACAGUAUCACUCGACAAAAGCUAAGGUGAAAAUUUAGCAUUUAUUUCAUGCAAAAUUUUAACUUAAUUUCAGUUUAUGCUUAUUGCUUAAAACAAACUAUACAGUAGUCAGUACAUUAUGUGUCUCCUUAUUGGAUAAAAGUUUAUGUCAAACAUAAUUGGGGAUCAGAUAUAAUUUCUUUUUUUUUUUUAAUUUAAUUACAUCAAAAUUGUGAAUAUAAAAAGCUUUGAUGAUCACUUGUUCUGGAGGCAAACCAACUGACCACACAAAAUUGCAUACCUCCCCCCCCCCCCCCACCCCAAACAAAUUGCCAUAUAAAUAUCAGUGGGCCCUCGACCUUCAAGUGAAUGUAAUGAUGUAUCACAUUUCUUCCUUAAAUUGUCAUCAUUAAAUUGUCAUUGUAAAUCAAUGAAUGGUUAGCAGCUUAUGGGAAGUCGCUGGCAUUUGUUGAAGCAGAUUUUGUGACAUUUUUUCCCAAAAAUUAUUAAUGCAUUUGUGAUGGUGGUCAGUGUGGUCAUCAUCAUUGCUUUAUCAUCAUGGGUCUAUUACUAGAUCUAGUAAAUGGGGGUAACUCGUAAAUCAAAUAGUAAUUUUGUUAUGUUCUCAUAUUUUUAACACCCAGGCGAGAUCGUAUCUCUUUUAUUACAAAAGUAGCAGAGCAAAGAAAAGAAAGUGGGGCAUAUUAAAAAUCUAAUCAAAAUUGAAUUGCGUUUCAUUUCAUGAUUUUUUCCGUCUUUUUAAUGGGGAAUAAAUUAUUUAGCUGAAAUUUUUUUUUAUU